Molecule: messenger RNA, 852 nt
Organism: Ylistrum balloti
Lineage: Eukaryota; Metazoa; Mollusca; Bivalvia; Pectinida; Pectinidae
Product: trypsin-3-like
Exons: 7
Coding region: 1-852 (283 amino acids)
Biological process (GO): proteolysis
Molecular function (GO): serine-type endopeptidase activity
Source: RefSeq, a predicted model, not a curated record
AUGAGAACACUUAUUAUAUUUGGACUGCUCAGCUUUGCCUUUGCCAAACCCGGUGGCAGGAAGCCACAUGGACCAGCAGCUACUAGCCUACUGAACAUCAACAAAAGUGGGUGUGGCACACAAACCUUUCUUCCUUCAUCCACGUAUAUUGUCGGUGGAUCUGAAGCAACACCAAACAGCUGGCCAUGGAUGGCACUUUUGGAAUACAAUGGCUACCAUGUGUGCGGUGGAACAUUGAUAUCUAACAGACAUGUAAUGACGGCGGCCCACUGUGUAGAGGGGACAAUGGGUGUUGCUUCCAAGUGGACCGUUCGACUAGGUGUUCACGAUAAAACCAGUUCAAAUCCCCAUGAGCAGAGCGCUUUACUAAGUUCCAUCACCAGUCACAGGCGCUACAGUAGCGCUAACAUCAACAAUGACAUCGCCAUCAUGGAACUCAAUAGUCCUGUCACAAUCAACGAUUACGUCACCCCCGCUUGUGUGACAGACACGGAUGUGCAGGCGGGAACUAACUGUGUUGCUGCUGGCUGGGGAGACACACAGGGAAAUGGAUCCUCUAACAUCUUACGACAGGUAACUGUGCCCAUCAUUUCCCAGGAGAUAUGUUCUAGUGCUCAGUACUAUGGCAGAUACCUCAACACUAAAACUAUGCUGUGUGCUGGAUAUGAAGAGGGCGGCAGAGACGCCUGUCAGGGGGACAGUGGUGGACCCUUGGUGUGUCCUACUGCCGGAAAUACAUGGACCCUUACAGGUAUCACAAGCUGGGGAUUCGGUUGUGCCGAGGCCUUCAGUCCCGGAGUCUACACUCGUGUGUCCAACUAUUUCGAAUGGAUCUCCAACAACACGUCAUGA